UGAGCAUGCGCAGUAAGUGCAAACAGUUUUUCCGGGUCUAAAUUGUCACAUGACGAGAGGAAAGUCUUGCUCCGGAUGACCAGAGUCAUCUUUACCCAAAAUUUACAAAUGGCAGUGUUAUCCAGCUGACAUGGCAGGCUGAGCUUGAAAGAACCAUGUCGCUCCAAGCUCCUCGCAUGUCAGUGUUCACUUUUCAGUCUGCAGUACACAGCGCACAUGUUCUUCAGUGUCUGAAUGACCAAAGGCAGCAGGAUGUCCUGUGUGAUGUGACAGUGGUGGUGGAAAACAGGAGCUUUCGGGCUCACUGCUCCGUCUUGGCUUCCUGCAGUGAAUACUUUCACAGCAGGGUUACCAGUGUCACCAGACAGAAUCCUGUCAUCAUCUUGCCUGAUGAGGUGACUGUAGAGGGGUUUGAACCUUUGCUUCAAUUUGCCUACACAUCAAAGCUGCUCUUCACCAAAGAAAACAUUCAUGCCAUUCACAGCAGUGCUGAGUUUUUAGGAUUUCAAGACUUGGAGUCAGCGUGCUUUGAUUUCCUCAUCCCAAAGUUUUCUGAAGGCAAAAGAACCCCACAAGAGGUCAGGCGUAGAGCCUGUUGUCGGAGCCGGGAUCCCAGCACCAGUUUUGGCUCCAGCAUAGAGAGCAGCCAACCAAAAUCAUUUGAGUCUCACAGCUCAGUGCCUUCAGCAGGUGAUGAACAAACAAACUUCCCUACACAGUGUCCUCAGAGCGCACAGGGUCAGACAAACAGUGGGGAAGAACACUUCUGUUUGGAGAACUGCGGGCCACAAAUGGCCCCCUUAUCUCUAGAGUUAACAGCAAAUGGUGUGUGCCCCAUGUUGUCUUUGCCAUGCGCAGACUCUGACAAAGCAGAUCAUCAGUCUCAGUUCUGCGAAAGAGACAUUUUAGAGAUAGGAGAGGUGUGUAAUCAAAGUGAGUUGAAUUUGGCAGACUGUGACUUACCCUGUGAGCUGUCAACCCCAGGGGAUGUGAAUCUGCCAGACCUCAUAGAGCCAGCAGGCAGAGAUGUUAAACAGACUGUUGAGACACUUGGUGCUGAAACCAACUGUAACCCUGGUUCAUGUCCACUCAACACAUCAGGGGCAGAAAAUUGCAGUGAGUUAUUAGAGCAGAGUGAGGCUGGCCUUGAACAGAGAAUAGCAGGUGAUCUCUCAGACCCUACAUUAACUGCUUUAAGCCAUGAAGAGGGAUUUGGGGAGAGGAGCAGUGUGGAGAGGGAGGUGGCUGAACAUCUGGCUAAGGGAUUUUGGUCUGACCUAUGCCCAUCUCAGGCUCAACCACUCCCUCUGGAUCCAAUGGACCAAAACAAUUUGGCAAAAGCAUCAGACUUUCAUUGGCUUAAGCAGCUGGACUUGAGCUCCAGUGCAGGAGACUGUCCUUUCCUCAGGGACCUUGGGACAGGUGAUGACCCAGCUCCACGCACUGACACUCUGUCCCAGUCAGAGAAGAGCCCCUACAUGUCCUCCUCACUCAACUCUGGGGAAGAUUCAGACCUGGACACAGAUGGAGAUACAGAGGCCAACAACAAAAGAGCAGCAGAGAUUAAGCUCCCAUUCCCAGUGGAGCAGAUCUCAGCACUGAGUCGGAGUGCCUUCCAGCAGCUUCUGAGAAACCAUCACCUGACUCAAGAUCAACUGGAGUUUGUUCAUGACGUUCGUCGACGAAGCAAAAACCGUGUGGCUGCACAGCGCUGCCGAAAGAGGAAACUAGACAGCAUACAGCAGCUAGAAUGUGAAAUCAAAAGAUUAAAAAGUGAGAAAGAACGACUGCUGCAGGAGCGAACUGAGCUGGAGCAAAACCUGGAGGAGACACGACAGAGUCUUUGUGGGUUAUGUAAGAGUGUCAGCAUUGAGUCUGGUUCUGAUCAGGACCACUUGCAGCUUCUUGCCAAGCUCUCCUCACCAGACUUCCCGAUCGCCUCCCCAAGCCCUGGUUGUAAAGAAGAGGAGUCCGAGAUCACUAUUGAAAUGGUAAGUUCAGAGUGUGACUCGAGCGGACCACCUGCAGGCUCAGUUGAGACUGCUGCACCAGAGAUUGGCACACAGACAGAAAAGGCAGCUUCUCCACAGAGCUGCCCUGAUCCUGCAUCUUUGCUUAACGCUUGUCUGGAUAUGAACAACAGCUUAUAAUUGGACUAAAAUUCCAUUUCUAAUCAUGCAGGACCAUGGGCGGGGUGCUAACUUUCAAUAUAUACUGUAAUCCCCUUUUGGGACAGAAAUGCUUUCCUGUUUAUUUCACUCAAUAAUUUUCUGCCUGAUAGAGGUACAGAUGGGUAACAAAUUAAAGGAAAAAUCUAAGGUGUUGAAUCACCAUGUGCCACCAGAACAGCUUCAAUGCGCCUUGGCAUUUAUUCUACAAAUCUCUGGGACUCUACUAGAGGGAUUGAACACAUUCUUCCAUAAGAUAUUCCCUCAUGUGGUGUUUUGAUGAUGUUGGUGGAGAGUGCUGUCUAACAUGUUAGUGCAAAAUCAACUACAGGUGUUCAUUUGGGUUAAGAUCUGGUGACUGCGAAAGCCAUAAUAUAUAAUUUACAUAAUUUUCAUACUCAUUAAACCAUUCAGUGACCCUUCGUGCCCUAUGGAUGGGAGCAUUGUCAUCCUGGAAGAGACCACUCCCAUCAGGGCAGAAAUGUUUCAUCAUGGGAUGACACAUGAAAAACCUGGUAUUGAUUUGCACUGACCCUUCCCUGUAAGGGCAAGUGGUUUCAAUUCAUGCUAACAGAAUGCCUCCCACAGCGUAACAGGGCCACUACAUGCCCUCAUUGUAGGGGUCAGGUAUUCAGGCCUGUACUGUUCCCUUGAUGCACUCUCCCACUUGUCGAAAAAAUGGUAAAGAAUGACUCAUCUGACCAUAUCACUUUUUCCACAUCUCUGUAGACCAGCGCCUAUGAUUUUUGCACCACUGAACUCUAAAAUGUGCAUUCAUCUUUGUAAUGAGGAAUUUAUGCACUGCAGCUCUACUCUGAUAUUCCUUUCUAUGUAAUUGUUGAUGGACUGGUCUUGCUGACUCAGUCUGAUCAUGUGCUGCAUUGUCAUUCUCAGUCACUCGAGGAAGAGUUGCUUUUCUGUUUGUCCUUUCUCUUUGCACUGAUGCACGAGCAUCACAGUAAUCAAAUGUCCACCGUCAACCACAAUUUCCAACACUAUUUCCUGUUGCCUUUUCCAUAGAUCUAAAUGCAAAUGUCACCAGUUGAGCAGUCUCUUUGACCGCAGCUUCUGCCAUCUGGGCCCCAACAAUGAACCCUCUUUCAAAGUCACUCAGAUCUUUUCCUUUCACCACCUUGCCAUAAAGCAUGAGGGGAUAUAAAGUGCUCAACUGUCUCAUUCAGAACACCUGUGUGGAAGCUUCUGCAUUUGUUAAGUUUCCUUCAAUUUGGCACCCAUCUGUAUCUAAAAUUGACAUAUAGAAAUGUCAAAUAUCCUUAGCUGUAUUUCUAAUAUGCAUUUCACUGUAGUAAACACAGACUCCAGUAUUCAUCAUUUUGACGGUGCAGACAACUUUCAGGUAAUUCCCAAAUGUUUCCAUUUGUAAAUUAGGAGGACAGAUCUUAUAAUUAAGUUUGAUUUUCUCAGGGACACUCAUAACCUGAUGUGUUUUGAUGUCUAAAAUAAUUCUCUUCGCACACCCACCCCUCUCCCUUCCUUACACCCACACAGACUCGCAGUUUUGAUAAUAAGAUGUUUCUUUCAUUCUAGGUUAAUUAGUUUGUUUCAAUAUAAUAUUGACACAUACUGUUUUAUUCCACCAGUAUGCUUUGAUUAAAUAUGCACAGCACUAACAGUACUUUUUACCGUAGAUUUCAAGGAAGUGUUAGAGCUAACAAUAACAUGUAUGAUUUGAAUGAAUAACUGUCAGCUUACCCCAAUAUUUGAGGAAUGGUUGCAGUGUGUCAGACAGUGUUAAAGGGGAACAUAAGGAAUUAUGUUAUUUGAUGCAAAACGUGCCUUAUGCAGUAGUAUAGAAUGAAUAGAGAAAGAUAAUGGCAAUCUUUAUAUAUUCUUGUCUCAAGCACUGUAGCACAUUAACCCCGAGCCCAUAUUGAUGGCAUUCUCGUAUGUUUAGGUCUGUCUGCAUGUUGAGUAUUUUUUAUUAUAUACUUUCAUGGAUUACAGAUUGAAAUAAACAACAUUUUGUUACCA
Lates calcarifer (barramundi perch) is the source of this 4160-nucleotide messenger RNA. RefSeq names its product transcription regulator protein BACH1. Lineage: Eukaryota; Metazoa; Chordata; Actinopteri; Centropomidae. Gene Ontology annotation, molecular function: DNA-binding transcription factor activity, RNA polymerase II-specific; protein binding; RNA polymerase II cis-regulatory region sequence-specific DNA binding. The transcript is spliced from 5 exons. The coding region runs from base 156 to 2150 and encodes 664 amino acids. Gene Ontology annotation, biological process: regulation of transcription by RNA polymerase II. The record is from RefSeq and is a predicted model, not a curated record.